Messenger RNA from Oncorhynchus masou masou (cherry salmon), 2552 nucleotides. Its product is annotated as FERM domain-containing protein 5-like. Gene Ontology annotation, molecular function: cytoskeletal protein binding. Gene Ontology annotation, cellular component: cytoskeleton. The record is from RefSeq and is a predicted model, not a curated record. Bases 1 to 1728 code for a protein of 575 amino acids. The transcript has 14 exons. NCBI's taxonomy places the organism in Eukaryota, Metazoa, Chordata, Actinopteri, Salmoniformes, Salmonidae.
AUGCUGAGCCGUUUCAUGAGUGGCAGCAUCAGGAAUCUGGAACGAGAAUACAACUGUACCGUGAGGCUGCUGGAUGACUCGGAGUACACCUGCACGAUCCAGCGUGAUGCAAAGGGACAGUACCUGUUUGAUCUCAUCUGUCACCACCUUAACCUGCUGGAGAAGGACUACUUUGGCAUCAGAUAUGUGGACCCAGACAAACAGAGGCACUGGUUGGGGUUUACAAAAUGUAUUGCCAAACAAAUUAAAUCCCAGCCUCCAUUCACCAUGUGUUUACGUGUCAAGUUUUACCCUCCCGACCCGGCUGCCCUGAAAGAGGAAAUCACAAGAUAUCUAGUCUUCCUACAGAUCAAGAGAGAUCUGUACCAUGGUCGUCUCCUGUGUAGGACGUCGGAUGCUGCCAUGUUGGCUGCCUACAUACUACAGGCUGAGGUUGGUGACUAUGAUCCUGGAAAGCAUCCUGAGGGCUACAGCUCUAAGUUCCAGUUCUUCCCUAAACACUCAGAGAAGCUGGAGAGACGCAUCUCUGACAUCCACAAGACAGAACUAAUAGGACAGACUCCAGAAGAGUCUGAGCUGAACUUCCUGCAGAAGGCCCAGGAGCUGGAGACGUAUGGUGUGGACCCUCACCCCUGCAAGGAUGUGUCAGGGAACCCUGCCUUCCUGGCCUUCACUCCGUUUGGCUUCACUGUCCUGCAGGGGAACAGGAGAGUCCAUUUCCUCAAUUGGGACGAGGUGACAAAGCUGAAGUUUGAGGCAAAGACAUUCCAUAUAUAUGCAAAUCAGAAAGAGGACAAGAAGAUCAUCUUGACAUAUUUUGCACCUACACCUGAGGCCUGUAAACAUCUGUGGAAGUGUGGAGUUGAGAAUCAGGCUUUCUACAAGUUGGACAAGUCCAGCCAGGUCAGAACGGUGUCCAGCAGUAAUCUGUUCUUCAAAGGAAGUAGAUUCAGAUACAGUGGCAGGGUUGCUAAGGAAGUGAUGGAGCAAAGUGCCAAAAUAAAACGGGAACCUCCAGAGAUUCACAGGGCUGGUCUGGUACCCAGUAGGAGCUGUCCUUCCAUCACCCACGGCCCAAGGCUGACCAGUGUCCCCCGACAAAGACGGAGAGCUGUACACAUCUCCAUCAUGGAGGGCCUGGAGUCCCUACGAGACUCAGCCCACUCCACACCCGUGCGUUCCGUCUCCCACGGCGACUCCUUCAUGCCGCGACACCGUCACCACACAACAGAUGCAGGCGAGUGCGGGUCAUCCCAGCGGGUCAUCUCUGACGAGGCCUACUGCCCCUCGGACAGUGUGCUGCCCACCCCCACGGCUGAACACAGCCUGGAGCAAGCCGUGGCACGCCACCCUAAUGGAGCCCCCUGCAGCAUCGAAGAGGAGGAGUCGGAGGCCGGGACUCCUGAGGGACAGGUGGCUGAGUUUGGCCCCGACGGCAGAGUGCUUCGGCUGGGUCGGACCAGGAAGUCUCUCCCUAACAAGGAGGUGCAGGAGCUACAUAAGUUCAUCCUGAGUGUGUUGCGUAUGUUCCUGGUGACCAUGGGACUGCUGUUUGCCCUGCUCUCCCUCCUCAUCAUGCUGACUGAGUCUGACCUGGACAUCGCCUUCCUCCGGGACAUACGCAAGACGCCUGAGUUCCAGCAGUUCCACUUUGAGUAUUUCUGCCCUCUCAGACGGUGGGUUGCCUGCAAGUUCCGCUGGAUGGGAGGCUUCCUUAUAGACAAGUGAGAAAGACUGAGCGAUGGAGGGAGAGAAAGAAGAGUGAAUGACAAAGAGGCCUCUGAGAGGACAUACGUGAAGGAUGGAGGGAGGAUAGGAGGAAGUCAAGGAAGGCUGUAGACAGGAAGGGAGGGCUGCUCCAUCUGAAUGGGAAUUAACCUAAAGCUUCUCCCACAAGUCACUUCCUGUUACAAGCCAAGGACCGCCCCCUUCGCUGACCCUCUUCCCUUUUCUAACCAUCAGACUGAACGGAGGACAUUUUCUGAGCUCAUGUUUUACUUUGGAAAUUCAGGUCAUUUCAAGGUACUUUAUUUUUUACUAAGAGACAAGUUAACAGAGUUAUAAAACAACAUAAAAUGAGACGUCUGAGGUCUGUUAUAGGCCUGGGAGGAAACACAUAUUAUUCAACCAACAGAACAGUUGCCUUUAUUUUCUAUUACUUCAUAUGAACAUCAAUUGUAAGAGAGAAAAAAACUGUAUAAUAAUAAGAUGGAUACAAAUAUAUUAGAUGGACAUUGAUAUAAAAAUAGAGUUGUGAAGUGUUGAGUUGUGUACUGUCCAAUGAGUUUGAGCUGAGAAAGGAUGAGAGAGAGAGAUGAAAAACCAUGCCUUUUACUCAUUUGGGGUCAACAUCUAAAACAUCCAUGAUAAUCAUUCUAAUGCUGCUGAAACUUUCAUUUGGGCUGCUAUUGGAUGAGAAACAUUUCUACUGGCAGGAGUACUGAAGUCUGGAGUCUGAAAAAGAAACAAAGAUAUGAUAUUCAAUAGAAGAUGUAAAAAGGUACGUUUUUGAAUGUACAGUACUAUUCAAAAGUUUGGACACACCUACUCAU